Molecule: messenger RNA, 7286 nt
Organism: Egretta garzetta (little egret)
Lineage: Eukaryota; Metazoa; Chordata; Aves; Pelecaniformes; Ardeidae
Gene: KIF11
Product: kinesin family member 11
Exons: 23
Coding region: 1-3204 (1067 amino acids)
Biological process (GO): microtubule-based movement; mitotic spindle assembly
Cellular component (GO): spindle microtubule; nucleus
Molecular function (GO): microtubule binding; ATP binding; plus-end-directed microtubule motor activity
Source: RefSeq, a predicted model, not a curated record
AUGGCCGGCACUUCCGCAAAAUUGACGCUGCUACGAAUAAUCUCUUUGCGGUUUAAAAAGGUUCUUAUUUAUACAACUAUUUGGCCUUUUAAUGCCUCCGAACGUAAAGCAAGCUCCUAUGCUGUUGUAGACUGUGAUCAAGCAAGAAGGGAAGUUAGUGUCCGCACUGGAGGAGUGACAGAUAAGACAUCAAGAAAGACUUACACAUUUGAUAUGGUUUUUGGAGCUCAGGCAAAGCAGAUUGAUGUAUACCGGAGUGUUGUGUGUCCCAUUUUGGAUGAAGUUAUUAUGGGCUACAACUGUACAGUGUUUGCUUAUGGCCAAACUGGUACUGGUAAGACCUUCACAAUGGAAGGGGAGCGGUCACCCAAUGAGGAAUAUACUUGGGAAGAGGAUCCGCUAGCAGGUAUAAUACCCCGUACAUUGCAUCAAAUAUUUGAGAAACUCACAGAGAAUGGUACCGAAUUUUCAGUGAAAGUCUCUCUUUUGGAAAUCUAUAAUGAGGAGCUUUUUGAUCUUCUGAAUCAUACUCCUGAUGUUGGAGAAAGACUGCAGAUGUUUGAUGACCCUCGAAACAAGAGGGGUGUAAUUAUUAAAGGCUUGGAAGAAAUAACUGUACACAAUAAAAAUGAAGUCUACCAAAUCCUGGAAAGGGGUGCAGCAAAAAGAACAACUGCAGCUACUUACAUGAAUGCAUAUUCCAGCCGUUCCCAUUCUGUGUUUUCGAUUACCAUCCAUAUGAAAGAAACGACAAUAGAUGGAGAAGAACUUGUUAAAAUUGGGAAGCUAAAUUUGGUUGAUCUUGCAGGAAGUGAAAAUAUUGGUCGAUCUGGGGCAGUUGACAAAAGAGCUCGUGAAGCUGGAAAUAUCAACCAGUCUCUCCUGACACUAGGAAGGGUUAUUACUGCCCUAGUAGAAAGAGCCCCACAUAUUCCAUACAGGGAAUCUAAACUCACAAGAAUCCUUCAAGACUCUCUUGGAGGACGAACAAAAACAUCAAUAAUUGCCACAGUUUCUCCUGCAUCAAUAAAUCUUGAGGAAACACUGAGUACACUGGAAUAUGCCCACAGAGCAAAGAACAUAAUGAACAAGCCUGAAGUUAAUCAGAAGCUAACAAAAAAAGCUCUUAUUAAGGAAUAUACUGAAGAGAUUGAGCGUCUGAAGCGAGACCUUGCUGCUGCACGAGAAAAAAAUGGAGUCUAUAUUUCCCUUGAAAAUUAUGAAGCCCUUAAUGAAAAGCUGACGGUUCAGGAAGAACAAAUUGCAGAGUAUAUUGACAAAAUCAGCAUCAUGGAGGAAGAAGUGAAAAGAAUCACUGAACUAUUCACAGUUAGUAAAAAUGAACUUGAACAGUGUAAAACAGAUCUGCAAUUCAAGGAGAAAGAACUGGAAGAAACACAAAAAGAUCUGCAAGAAACCAAGGUUCAUCUGGCUGAAGAAGAAUAUGUGGUUUCAGUUUUGGAAAACACAGAACAAAAACUUCAUGGCACAGCUAGCAAGUUACUCAGUACAGUCGAAGAAACUACAAAAGAUGUAUCUGGUCUUCAUGCAAAACUGGACCGUAAGAAGGCUGUUGAUCAACACAAUGCUAUUGUCCAAAAUACAUUUGCAGGACAAAUGAAUGUUUUGUUCAACAAAAUACAAGAUUCAGUUAGUGAAAACAGUUUGAAGCAGCAACAGAUGUUGACAUCUUACACAAAUUUUAUAGGUGACCUCCUGUCUACCAGUUCUUCAGCAGCUAAUAUUCUUGCAUCGGUUGUAUCAGCAUCUUUUGCUUCUGUUAAAGAAUUGGUGUCUACUGAAGUUUCUCACAUGUCUGAAAAAAUAGCACAACAUGAGAAUCUGUCACUUGAUUGUAAAGCUGAGCUGCUGAGAUUAAUUGAGGAGCAUACAUCUGGAUUGGGAAAAGCAUUAAAUAGCUUGACACCAAUGGUAGAAUUUGUCCUGGGGCUAAACUGUCAUUUUCAGAGUAACAUGAAGAAAUAUUCUGCUGUGGCUGACAAGAUGGAGUCUCAUAAAAAGGAAAUGGAUACCUUCUUUGGUGAGCUUUCUCUCACUCUGAAAAAAUUACGGGAAGAAACGGCCAGUGUUUUUGCUCAGCUUCAGAAUGAUUGUGAGAACUUAAAAGAAGAAGUGGAAAUGACGAGGUUGGCUCAAACAAAGAGCACAGCUGAACUAAUGUCCUCGCUGCAAAGCCAGCUUGACCUGUUUGCUCAGGAGACUCAGAAGAACUUAACUAAUGUGCUCGCAAAAAAUGGAAGCCUGAAGACAACCAUCACUGCUGUGCAAGAAAAUGUUCACCUGAAAACUACAGACCUAGUGAGCAGUACAACUUCCAAUCACAGCAAAUUUAUUGCAUCUCUGGAUGAUUUCUCUCAAGAACUCAGGAUUAUAAAUGCUGAAAACAAGAUGAUGCUAGAAGAAUCCACUGACCGCUGUCAACAACUUCUCAGCAAUUUCAAAAAUGUGUCUCAGGAUACUGAUAAAUGGGGUGAAUUUACAACUGCUCAGAUAGUUAACUUUACCAAUCAGCAACUAUUGUCUUUCAAUGAUGAGAAACGGCAACUUCAUUGUUUACAAAAGAAAAAUGAAGAAAACUGUGAUAAAGCAAUAGGUGAAAUUGCUGACCAUAUUGGUAGACAAAUGGCAGCUGAGGAGAAGGUACUAAAUGGCCUUCUUGAUCAGAUAAAGGUUGAUCAGGAAAUACUUCUGGAGCAGAAGCUGGCACUUAAUGAGGAAGCACGGUGUGGACAGACUCAGGUUAAUGGUUUCUUGCAAGAGGAUCUUAAAGUGGAUAUUCCAACAGGGACAACUCCACAGAGAAGAGACUACUUCUAUCCAGUCACGCUUGUGAGAACAGAGCCCCGGGAGCUUCUACUGGAGCAAUUAAGGCAAAAGCAACCAAAACUUGAUGCUAUGCUAAACAGUGUGACAAAGGAGGUGGAGGAUAAUGCAGAUCAGGACCUGUUGGAAGAAGAGGAAAGGUUGCAAGACUCCAGUGAAAGCCUUUCUAGUGACAAAUCCUUAGUCGAUAGAAACAUAAGCUGCCAUGCAAAUGGUGGCAUUCCCUUUUUCCAGCACAAAAGGAGUCACAAAAAGGAUAAGGAGAACAAAUCUGCAGCUACAGUGGAGAAGAACAAAAUGGAGGAGGUGACGGAACAGUUUCUUCCCAAAUCUAAGCCUCCUUUAAGAUCACUGAACUAAGCUAUAUCCACUCUAGAUCCCUGUUUUGAAAAACUUAGGUCUAAUUGUCUACUGAGCCAUAACUUUGGUUAUUCUCAGUCUCUGUAUAUAGUGAUACCUUGAUGCAAAGUUGGAUCAAAAGACUGGCCUGCCAGAUGUCCUGCCUUUGUCCCAUUUUUAUACGCUUUAGCUUGUAAAGUAUUAACAGACUUUAAAAAAAAAAACAAACCACCCUGCAGAUUAUGGUGCUGUGUGUUAAAUAGACUUUUAUGUUGUCAAGUAAGAGAUCCUUCUCUGUUUCUCAGUAGAUUUAAAACAGAGCAGAAAGGGAUGUGGAAAAAUGCUUUGUCGGCAAUACAAGCUACCAUUUUAUUUUUUUAAUUACCUGUAAAUAAGAGUUCUGAUUUUGUACCUGCUUUUCAGUCUGAUUCCUGUUUCUAUGAAGUAGAUAGCUGUCUUUUUACUGGGAUACUUCAACUAAAUCAUUGAGAGAUGGAAAGCAAAUGUAUAAGCACCUCCCUCAGAGUAAACCAAGCUUACAUGACUAAUUUAGCAAAAACAUUAGCAGCUAUGUCAUAAGUCUUGUGCUGUCAGAAAAGGAUGGUUCCCUCCCUUCUUUUAUAAUAGACAAUAGCUUUAUUUCAGUGCCUCUUCUGUAUAUGAAAGCUAGUCUCACUGCUGGGUUUGGGGUUUCUUUGGUUUUUGUUUUGAACCCACUGUUCUUAUCUUCCUCUUAACCUGCAGCUGAGAUGUGUUGGUUGGAUAUGAUGAUGUCAACCACAGCUUAUGUAUUGUAAACUGGUAGCAUUUCUUUUAAGAUGUAGAUACUUAACAUUAAAACAUGCAAACUUGGUUACAAAUGCAGCUCCUAUGUUGUAAAAUAACAGUGAUUUCUCGGUAUUUGACAGUAGCGCAUGACCAGCUGCUCUUUUCAUGCUGCUUACCUGAGAAUUUGAAGAAAACUUCAAGCUAUGAUGUGCUAAAAAAAGUAGAUGAAUAGAGUUAUGAUAGGAGUGGGGACAGACACUGGAAGGCAGCCUUAACUUACAUUGAAGCCCUAUUCUUAGCUAAUCGUCAAAACAUGAUUUAAGAGAUUGUUCACUUUUCUAUAGCUUGCAGGCUCAAGCUGAUCUUUCUUCAAAGGAGUGGUCCAUAUGACUAUUUGUCUUUGAGCAAGUAUGCCAACUGGAUAUACUUUGAACAUCAUUCAGACAGCACACUGCCAUCCUGAUGAUGGAUGUAAUUUGAAGUAUGCCCUUGCACUGAUUCUCUGAACUGUAGCGUUAGAUCAUUAAUCAGUUGUGUUUGUCUGAAGCACCUAUCUUACCUCUUAUUUAUCCUAAAAGCUAAUUGUUUUUUCUUAACAGCCUGAUAGGAGGAGGGAAAGCAUUAAUUCCCUUUCAAAUUAGUAAGAGACAUGAAUAUGGAUUCUUAUUUUUUUUAUUUAUUCUACGGGGGUGCUAUGAUACCUUGGUACCUAGCUUAUAUACCAAAUCUUUCUAUUGUUGUAAGGGACUUGAAACACUGGCAGCUGCAGGACUGUCUCCUUCAGAGCGUGUUUGGCAUAUUGUCAAAUUCUGGCACCAGAAACUUAAUGGACUUAAGAACUCUCCGUGGCCAUUUUCUUGCACCAUGUGCUUGUUAACGCUGACUAGUUAUUAGCAUGUUUUUCCCAGACUGUUCAAGAAAUCAUUUACUGACUUAAAAUGCAACUAGAAGAGCUGAUCCCACAGCUGUGUAUUGGAGUGGCCUAAGCCAAAUGCGAGACGCUUGUGCAAGCCUUCACCCUACUACUUCAUUUUCUGUAUGGAGUUCACAAGAUCAGUAUGUAUGAACAAACUGGACCAGCCAGUACCUGAGGAGGGUCGCAUCCAUAAAAUUAUGUCAGAAUCUGUGCUUCCUUGCUUUAUCCCCUUUGUCUACCUUAGCUAUUUGGUUUCCCCUGGUACAGGCACAAGCUGCUUUCCUGAUAAGGGGGAGCCUUAACAGCUGUAUGUAUUUCAUGGACUGCUUGCAUGCUUUCUCUUUUCAUAAAGUACACCUCAGAGUCAUGUUUUCCUUUGUUUGCAGUACAGGCAUGGCAGAUCAUUGUUUCAUUGGCCCUGGUGUCCAGAGGUCACACCAGAAAGCUGAAUAGGAUGAAAAAUCCGGAUGUAGAACCUGUCUUGGCUUCUCUGUCAGUGUCUCUUCUCCCACUAGAUGGCUCUAACACUAAAGUGUUAGUCCAAAGCUCGAGUACUGGUCACUAACCACAACUUAGAAACAAUAAUUUUGCCAAGCCUUUUGUCAAGCAUCUGCUAAAAGAACAGGUUUCAAAAACUAGCAUCGAAUUUAUGAUUCCACGAGGAUAAUUCUAUAUUCAAGCUUGGGUGAGGGGUUGUUCUGAAGAGCUGCAUUUGAGAAAAAGAUGAUCCAACCUAUGGCUUGAACUUUGCUGCGGGCCGAUAGACACUCUCAAUAACUGAAUUCUUGUCCUGACCUGCUCUCUGGGUUCCUGACCAUGUGGGCAUUGCCCAAAGUAGAAAGCAACACCUAUAUAUUUUGGUAUAUUGUACAAUGUAUGAGAGAAGGAGAGAAGGAGGGUAAGAAAAAUAAAGCAAGAGUUGUUUCUUGUACAUAGUCACUAGAUUCGCAGAGAGAAGAAAUGGCAUGGUCCAGGCUAGCUUAUGUGGUGGUUUGAAUUUGCUGUGUUAUAAGGCAUCCAUUUUAAGGAGGGUAGGAAGCCAUUUUCACAGGAUAAACAGCAAGGUCAUACCCUGACUGAAUUAGUCCAGCUGAGCGUGAGGGAGCGUGGUGGUGGCUGGGGCUGUAGUAUAUGGCUGUGUUCUUAUUAACUUGAUGAGGUUUUUUGGAUUCUGGAUUAGUGGCCAAGUGGGACAGUCCUUGAUUUAACAAAAAACCUGGGUGGGAUGAAUGCAAUGUGGGGAGCUGAAAUGAGGAAAGAUGAGAGUUUAAAUGCAUGUAAAGGGAGAAUGCAGAGAGCACCAUGAGAGGGCUGUGGGAAGCACAGAUAAUUAGAGCCACCAGCUUCCUUUUCAAGUGACAAAUGAGCAGUUAGGAGGAAACAAAGGAAAGGAAACUUCCUGCUUCCUCCUGGAAAUCGGUGAGCUGCAGCACCUACUGCACCAUAGUUGUUGGAGGAUGCAAUGUUUAUUUGAAGAGAAGAAAGAUGACCAAGCUGACUGGCUGCUGUGGACAGCUGGGUUUAUUCUGGGUAUCAGAAGCAAUUGCAUGGGGCUAGAGAGGAGUGAGGAGAAGGCGGGUAGUUGCUAGACUGCCUUUAUUCAUUCUGUUAGGCGUCAGUCACCAUGGCAAUCGUCUGUUAAAUAGGUAGAGGAAACAAGAGGUAGCCUAUAGCUCUUCAGGGUGAUAAAAGAAAAAAUAAAGCUAGAAGGAACUGGAAAAAUAAAAUUGAAGUUUAACAUUCCUUUUCCGUCAAAAAGAUUGCAGGGGAAAAAAAGAAAGAGUUCUAAUGUUCCAGAGCACUAAAAACAGGAAAAAAGAAAUACAUUUUAAGAUACAUAGUUGGUAAUUAUAUUUAAACAAGUGUUUACAACCAUUUGACAACUAUUUUUCUUCUUUCCCUGGUAGAAACUACAUUUUAUGGUAGAGGAAAAUGCUCUAUAAACUGCAUGCCCACCCAUGCAGUUACUUUAUAAAGUUAAAUAACAAUAAAUCGUGCUAGGCUUUGCAUUAGUAGGCUUUUUAUGUAACAUACUAUCACAGGUGAGAUGCAGACCACCUAGUAAAGUAGGCUGUUGUUGUAGGUUGAACACAAACUUGAUCCACAGCAGCAUUGCUAUGCUCCAUCUUGAAAUGUUAAAAGUAUGAACACAGUGCAGCAAAGUGAAUGUUUAAAUCCCUGUGUUCUGAGUACUUCUGAAAUCAUCUUUGGUUUCCCUAGUAAAGGGAAACCCUAGCUACCGAAAGGAGGGCACCUUACAGCUACACAUGUGCCCUUUGGGCAGAUAGAGGAGCGAAUGCUCAGUUCCAGCAGUCUCUUGUCAGGGAAGAAGCUGGAAAUGAGCUGCCAUUUUUUAUAUGUGGUCUGAAAAGUGUUCCAUACUUCCAGAUUUCUAGAACUUAAUGAGAAGACUGAUGGC